CUCCUUUCCUGAUUCCUCCUUCUGCUUUUGCCAAUUCUUUCCAAGAAUACCUAGCCUUCGCUUCCACUUUACCGCCCAGCACACCCCGGUUUUUAAGGUUUUCCCGACACUCGACCAGUCUCAGGAGAGCCACUCGCUUUAGCGCACUUCAGCAACGUUCGCUAAUCUUCUUGCUUCGCUGCACAACCCACACAGAGGAAGGAAGAGGACCCUUCCCAAGCCUAAAACGCAUUAAUUUUUAGCUCGCUCACCGACUUCUUCACCUUUGUGUGUGGACUGUGACUUCUAACCUACAACCCCCUGCCUACGAAACUACUACCAGAAAAUCCAAGAAAAAAUGUCUCCUGUUAACAACAUCACUGCUUCCAACGGCGCUCCGUCCGCCAACACCGCCACUGCCUCCGGCGCUACUGCAUUCCAGGUCGAUUCGCCCUAUGUCCACUACUCUGAGGGAUCCAUCGAGUCCGAUUACCUGUACGACACCACGAUCGUUUCGCGCGAUUCCGAGUCGGGCAAGCUCAAGGCCAAGCCGACCAAGGUGCACUACCAGUUCAAGACCCGCACCAAGGUUGGCCGCGUCGGCCUGAUGCUUAUCGGCUGGGGUGGCAACAACGGCUCGACCAUCACCGCCUCGAUAAUCGCCAACAAGAAGAAGAUCUCGUGGGAAACCCGCAAGGGCACCCAGGAGCCCAACUACUUUGGCUCGGUCAUGCUUGCCUCGACCACCAAGCUCGGUGUCGACGAGAACCUGCGCGACGUGUAUGUCCCCUUCAACGAGAUCGUGCCCAUGGUGCACCCGAACGACAUUGUCAUCGGCGGCUGGGACAUCAACUCGCUGAGCAUUGGCGAUGCCAUGCGCCGCGCCGAGGUGCUGCCGGUUGACCUGCAGCGCAAGCUGUACGAUGAGCUGAACGAGCUCAAGCCGCUGCCCUCGGUCUACUACCCCGAUUUCAUCGCCGCCAACCAGGAGGAGCGCGCCGACAACACCAUCGGCGGCACCAAGCAGGAGCAGCUCGAGCACCUGCGCAGAGACAUCCGCGAGUUCAAGCAGGCCAACGAGCUGGACCGCGUUAUUGUCAUGUGGACUGCCAACACUGAGCGCUACGCCGACAUCCUGGCCGGCGUCAACGACACCGCCGACAACCUGCUGCAGGCCAUUGCCAAUGGCCACGAGGAGGUUUCGCCGUCGACCCUGUUCGCCGUCGCCUCGAUCCUCGAGGGUGCGCCCUUCGUCAACGGCUCGCCGCAGAACACCCUGGUGCCUGGUGUCAUCGAUCUGGCUGAGCGUGAGCGCAGCUUCGUCGGCGGUGACGACUUCAAGUCCGGCCAGACCAAGAUCAAGUCUGUGCUGGCCGAGUUCCUGGUCAACGCCGGUAUCAAGCCGCUGGCCAUCACCUCGUACAACCACCUGGGCAACAACGACGGCCGCAACCUGUCGGCCCCGGCGCAGUUCCGCUCCAAGGAGAUCUCCAAGAGCAGCGUCGUCGACGACAUGGUCAGCGCCAACAACAUCCUGUACAAGAAGGGCGAGCACCCCGACCACACCAUCGUGAUCAAGUACGUGCCGUCGGUCGGUGACUCGAAGCGCGCGCUCGACGAGUACGUCAGCGAGAUCUUCAUGGGUGGUCUCAACACCAUCUCGCUGUACAACACGUGCGAGGACUCGCUGCUGGCGUCGCCGCUCAUCAUCGACCUUUUCAUGAUGACCGAGCUGAUGACCCGCGUCACCUACCGCGUCAAGUCCGAUGCCGACGCCCAGGAGCCUGAGUGGCAGCCGUUCCACUCGGUGCUGUCCAUCCUGUCGUACAUGCUCAAGGCUCCGGUCGUCCCGCCCGGCACCCCGGUCGUCAACGCCCUUGCCAAGCAGCGCAUGGCCAUGGAGAACAUCAUGCGUGCGUUUGUCGGUCUGCCGCCCAACAACGAGAUGCUGCUCGAGCACCGUGCCUUCCACUAACUCUCUUUCUUUCUUCUCCGGCUGAGCUUUGGGAAGAGCUGCUGCGAAGAAGGCAAAAAGGUUUUGGUGUGGGUAACUCGGCGGUUUUAUUUUGCCCUCUUCAGCGCUUCUCUUGCAGUGCUUGUCAAAUAUAUUUCAAUUUCUGUUGA
This is a messenger RNA of Linderina pennispora, 2103 nucleotides long. RefSeq names its product myo-inositol-1-phosphate synthase. Gene Ontology annotation, cellular component: cytoplasm. Gene Ontology annotation, molecular function: inositol-3-phosphate synthase activity. Lineage: Eukaryota; Fungi; Kickxellomycota; Kickxellomycetes; Kickxellales; Kickxellaceae. The coding region runs from base 338 to 1954 and encodes 538 amino acids. The record is from RefSeq and is a predicted model, not a curated record. Gene Ontology annotation, biological process: inositol biosynthetic process; phospholipid biosynthetic process. The transcript has a single exon.